Messenger RNA from Nerophis lumbriciformis (worm pipefish), 306 nucleotides. The record is from RefSeq and is a predicted model, not a curated record. Lineage: Eukaryota; Metazoa; Chordata; Actinopteri; Syngnathiformes; Syngnathidae.
ACAAUGAUGGCGGUACCCCAGCCAAAGCAGGCAAAAGAGGACGAAGACUGCUCUCUUCUGCCUUUGGUUCACGACAUUAUCAAGUGCAUGGACAAAGAGAGCCAGGACGUGCACCAGGAGCUUAGCAAGCUGAAAGCCAAGAUCCAAGAAGCCCGGGAGCAGAUCUCCACCAUGCCCGGAAUCGAAAGCAGCCCAGUGGAGCAGCAGCAGCAGCUGGCGACGCUGCGGGAGCAGGUCCGCACCAAGAACCAGUUGCUGCAGAAAUACAAGAGCCUGUGUAUGUUCGAUGUACCCAAAGCAUCAUGA